UGGUGCUGCAUGUAUGUCUGAGAGAAAGUGAAAAGCAUCUGACAUGACCAUUAGAAACACUCUACGGGAUUAUGGACAAAGAUAUCGACCGCGGAUGGCUUGUCUUAAGAAGGCAGAAAAGGUGUUGCUGGAGAUGCAGGACCCCAAAACAGGUGUGAAGUCACAGCCUCAGAGAUUGGUUAUCACAACGAUACCACAUGCUAUUACCGGUGAAGACAUAAUUGCAUGGCUAGCGGACAGAUUUCAAAUAGACACACAAGAGGCGAGGAAAUUUGGCUCUAUGCUGGUAGCGUUAGGAUACAUCUACCCUCUACAAGACCACAAACGCUUAGUGGUCAAGCCAGAUGCCUCUCUCUAUCGCUUUCAGACACCGUACUUCUGGCCCACACAGCAGUGGCCUGUUGAGGAUACAGAUUAUGCAAUCUACUUGGCAAAAAGAAACAUACGUAAGAAAGGAAUCCUGGAGCUGCAUGAGCAGGAGCAGUAUAACCGUCUUCACAAGUGGAUGAAUCAUAAAUGGGAUUUCAUAGUGAUGCAAGCUAAAGAACAGUACAGGGCUGCAAAGGAGAGGAAGAAACCAGACCGUGUGGUGUUUGACUGCCAGGAGAGAGCCUACUGGGUGGUUCACAGACCUCCACCAGGGACUGUGAGUGCCAUGGACUACGGACUGGAUCGACGAGUAGAUCCUAAUGCAGAUGAGGCAAAAACCCAUGACUUCUACGAGAGAAUUAUGAUCUUUACCCAGCAGUCCAUCAUGAGACCUAGAGUGAAGUCAUCUGUGUCCAUUGGCGCAUUGGUAAAGUACUGUGCUACCUACAACAGCCAUGACCCCUUCCUGUCCAAGUGUCUUCCCAGCAACCCCUGGCUGACUGAUGAUGUCACAUACUGGACCCUGAACAUGCCCAAUGUAGAAAUACCGACUAAAAUGCGUGUGGAGAGGUGGACGUUCAGCUUCGGAGAGCUGCUGUCAGACCCUCGAGGACGAGACGAUUUCAGACUCUUCCUGAAGAAAGAAUUCAGCGGUGAGAACUUGGCAUUCUGGGAGAGUUGUGAAGAUCUGAAAUGGGGCACUGCUGCGACGAUGAGAGAGAAAGCAGAGCAGAUCUACAAAACCUUCCUGGCACGUGGUGCACCGCGGUGGAUCAACAUCGAUGGAAAGACAAUGGAAAUCACAGUGAAUGGCCUGAAACACCCACACAGAUACGUCCUGGAUGCAGCCCAAACUCACAUCUACAUGCUCAUGAAGAAGGACUCCUACGGCCGUUACCUGAAAUCGCCAGUGUUUAAGGAUACGUUGAAGAAGGCCAUCUGUCCCGAGGAGCACAAGUUCACUGACGCCCAGUUGGAUCAGAAUGCGAAGAACAGACGGCCCAGUCUCAGCCCCAUCAUCCUCCGGCAGCAGGAGCAGGAGCAGAGGGCCAAGAUGGCCGCCAGUGCCACCGUUGACAUCACACAGCUGUGCCGCUUCACCACGCCUGUCCCACACCUUGCUGUCUACUCUGGCAUCACUGACUACCCAUCUGCCAACGCCUCGCCCUCUCUCCCCUUUCUGACCCACACCCCGGCUUGCCCAUCCCCCAUCAGCGUGGCCCUGGAUAGCACUUCAGCCUCUGAGCGGCGAGCGGAAACCAGUGAGGGAGAAGGCGAGGGGAACCCUCAGACUCGAGCCCCCAUAGGUGGGAACGUGUCCAAGCCUCGCAUGGCUUUUUCACUGCGUCGUCUGCUGAAGCGGGGCUGCACCCCCUCCACCAUGUUUGCCAGCUUAUCCCCUAAAUGCCCCUCAGCUGCUGGGACAAGUAGCCGCAUUCAACCAAUCAGCCCGGAUCAGCCCACUCAGGCUCCACCCAGACGGAUUGGCAAUUUUUUCCAGAUUAAAGUGGAUAUUCCUCCAGAAUGCCGUAUCUACCCCAUAGAGUCUGAGGAUGAGGAGGAGGAGAACAGGGCUGCAUCUCGCAGCGGAGUGGGAGCCAAAGAGAUCAUCUGCCCCUGGGAGAGCCUCACGCCACAGAACGGGAUGGGCUAAGAGGCUGAAUUAAAAAGAUGGAGUUUGUAAAUCUGUGGGGCACAGAUGCAAUGUGCCUGUUUAAACAGGUUGGAAGCAGAUUUCCCAUGUUAUGACAGAGAUAAAAGAUCUCAGGCAGAGCAUUAAGUGUUUAUCAUCCUUGUGUAAACACGAUCAUAUCCUCACCACAAGGCCACUAACUACAACAUAAAUGCCAAACAACACAGAGACUGGCACAGAUCAGUCAGCCCGGGACACUGUAGAGAUGGCGGUUACAGCAGAUUGAGCAUCAGCAUGUUGUAGGAAACAUACGUUUUCAGAAUCAAACACUGCCUGUUGGCUUUAAAUGGCUCGGUUUCAUGUUGGCUGCAGCAUCAUCCACUUCUCCACUGUCCAAAAUCAGUUUUUUCAAAACAGUUUCUCCAAAAUAUGGCUAAAUACAGUUAGUUGUCAAUCACAGUUAUGUAGUUGCCAGGAAAUAUUGAGGUCAUGGCUUAGAAUUCCUGCAUUCCCUCCUCUCUAAGAAAUGUUUGAGCAGCCACUUAAAAUAAUGUAAAAGUUAGUUUUUUAUUUAGAUUUUAUGUUUAAUGAUAUUUUGUUCCAAUUUUAUUAGCUUCAAAUCUUUCUUCAUACAACUGUAAAUGUAAUUUUGGUAAUGAAAAGCAUACUUAUAUAUUUGUAUAAUAUAAAACUGCUAAGGUCUUUAAAAUUCCCAAAUUCCCAUCAAAAUUAUAGAGUAAAUAAUCUGGCCACAUUAGCUGUAAAUGAUAAACAGAGGUUCAAUUGUAUUUUGCAUACAAGCCUACAGGUACAGUAGGGAAUGUUUGUUAUUCAAAACAUUUUUGGUGGAAUAUUCCCUUAAGUACAGCCUUACUGUCACUGACCCUUACUGAUGUGAGUGCCAGCUGAGCCAGCUGUUUAGACUGGAGAGUUAGUUUUGUCAGGCCCAGCUUCACUAGUGGACAACAGGGUGUACAAACAUCCAAGAGCUUUCACAACCUGCGCUGUAGCUUUCACGUUUAAACCUCAUGCUGUGUUUUUUCAUAAACAGUAGCUCAACAGCAGCCUUAUCCACCUCCACACCCACAGAUAUUUAGCUUUUACUUUGGCCUUCGACGUUUCUACAAAGCUGGCAUGAACACAUUUUUUAAGGAACAGGGUCACAAGCAUCAAAAAGUAACUUAUAAGCUAAACGAUUUCUGUGAUUGCCAUGGAGUGGACAUAUUUGAACUGAUAAAAAUAUAGCUACUGUAUUUAUAUAUUUAUUAAUAAUGAUCCGUUUUCUGAAAUAGAGAAUUGUUCUUGUACUGCUAAAUAGACUUAGAUGCCUCAUCCCCAGUUUACUUACCUCUUACACACAUUAUGUAAAAUGAGAGCACAUGCUACUACAUGUUGCUAGUUACUGUAAUGGGGGAUAGGUAAUAGUUUUGUAUUUGACUCCACUGCCGUUUUGUACACUGUGUGUAGCUGUUAUAUACUGCACGCGAUCCUGAGCGAGGUGGUUUUCUUUUUCUCACGUGUCUCUCCAGUAGGGGCGGCAGUACAAUGUGAAUUAACUUUCAGAAUGUAUUAUCUCUACUGUGUUUACAGAUGCAAGAAUGUGAAAAAUACCUUAAAUGUGUUUUAUUUGAUUUGUACAUUCCAUGGCUUGUGUCAAGUGCCUCAAUAAAUAACUUGACAAAAAAGUCCACCUUCUUCAUGAGAUACUGAGACAUUUGAACUUAAAGCACUAGGUCCAGCAAAUUACCAAAAAUACUAAGUUUCUCACUUAUAUAGGCUUGUAGACAGUUUUGGUUGUAUUUGCUCAGGUUUUGAGAGAUGUGUGUGAGAUUUAUGCCACCAACAA
Molecule: messenger RNA, 3848 nt
Organism: Monopterus albus (swamp eel)
Lineage: Eukaryota; Metazoa; Chordata; Actinopteri; Synbranchiformes; Synbranchidae
Product: regulator of G-protein signaling 9-like
Exons: 19
Coding region: 44-2023 (659 amino acids)
Biological process (GO): G protein-coupled receptor signaling pathway; regulation of G protein-coupled receptor signaling pathway; positive regulation of GTPase activity
Cellular component (GO): cytoplasm; plasma membrane; neuron projection
Molecular function (GO): GTPase activator activity
Source: RefSeq, a predicted model, not a curated record